UCCUCUCCUCAUGUCUGCCUGCCUUACCACGAGAGCUUGCUGUCUGUUAUCUGUUGGGUAAUUCGUCGCGAUUUAGCUGUGUCCCGAUUUCGAUGCGUCUGUUUGCGGAGUCUGCUCCGAAACACGGAAGUAACAACUCGCGCAACUUAGAAUUCCAUGGAUUGUUUGGUGCAAUAGUCAACAGCUGUUUUAUUUGAAGUUCGUUUGGUUGCGCUUAUCAGGCAGGCGGAACCCGCCUGCUGUUGAGUACGUUCGCUAGUGUCCCGUGUUGCACGGCUAUAGACUAGUUGUUGGCUGGACGACUUGAGGUGCGCAGCGGCUGGUGCGCGUGUAAGACUUGCUGUGAGAGAGCGCUGGGUUGUAACUACACAUUGGGAGCCCUGAAGGUUGAACCUUACAUUUAUGCACCCGGUUACAAGAGCAAACUGCAACGCACCUUGAAGCCAGACAGGAACCUGCACACAAGCAGGGAAGAACAAGAACCCCAACAGGUACAGUGUAGUUUACACAGGAGCAGACCAGUCUCUUCAGCUCCGCCCUGACUAUCAGCAUGGCCAACCAGGACCAAAAAGAAACUGUUCCAGUUCCUCGUCCAGAGUUGUUUGAUUUUCAUGGUGUGUCAAUGGUUCAUUCCAUGACUGACAACUGGGAUAAUGUGCAGAACUUCCAGGCAAAGCCUGAUGAUAUUCUCAUUGCAACAUAUCCCAAAGCAGGUACAACCUGGGUGUCCCACAUGUUGGACCUUCUGUAUUUUGGGAAGUCUUCCCCCAAGCGUGGGGUCUCCCUGCCCAUCUAUGAGAGAGUCCCAUUCCUGGAGAUCUGCAUCCCAUUUCUUCCCACAGGUGUAGAAUCGGCAGAUAAGAUGACCACAUCCCCUCGCCUUAUUAAAACCCACCUUCCAGUUCAGUUUGUGCCUAAAUCCUUCUGGGAACAAAAGUGUAGGACUGUCUUUCUCGUCUGCAAGUCUCCUUCUAUUGUCUAUGUAGCCCGCAACGCCAAGGACAAUGUUGUGUCCUACUUUCAUUUUGACCGAAUGAACAGUGCACAGCCUGAGCCUGGAGACUGGACUAGUUACCUGCAGAAAUUCCAGGAGGGAAAAUUGCUAUUUGGCUCCUGGUAUGACCAUGUGAAAGGGUGGUGGGAGAAAAAACAAGCUUACCCCAAACUCCUCUAUGUACACUAUGAAGAUCUAGCAGAGGACAUGGAUCGGGAGUUGGACCGUGUGUGCUCAUUCCUGGGUGUGUGCCCAACUGAGGAGGAGAGAUGUCAGGUGAAAGAAGGGGUGGAAUUUGAUGCCAUGAAGAAUAACCGCAUGACUAACUACUCCACUAUCGAUGUAUUGGACUUCAAAAUCUCUCCAUUCAUGCGAAAAGGGAAAGUUGGCGAUUGGAAGAAUCACUUCACUGUGUAUCAGAACGAACAGUUUGACAAAGAGUACAAGAAGAAGAUGAUGAGUACCACACUGCGGUUCCGGAACGAGAUUUAGGCAGGUGUCCAUUACCAAGGACAAGGGUCAGCUGCAAAUUCAAUUCACUUGCAGUUGAGGAAGUUGCACAGAAAGGUUUUCCUAAAAUUUAAGGUGAAGAGUGAUGAAUAGUCUGUCUUUGGUCAGACUGAGAAGGCAGACAUCAGGUCUGGACUAAUAAUAGCAGUCAAAUACUCAUUUUUCACUCUUAACUUUUCAGCAAUGUUCACAUCGAAAAGAUAUCUUUGUUGCACAAUAUUUGAUUUUCUUUAGUUUAUUUUUCUAUAUAAAACAAAAAAUUUUGUUCAAGAUUCCUCUUUCUAUAUUUUAGCAUAAUAGGCGAGAGCGUGGGGCACUUACACUUUUUUCUCUUUCGUUCAUUUCAUGGGCACAAUAAAUCACAUUUGAAUAAAUGUCAUACAAAAUGAAACAA
Messenger RNA from Conger conger (European conger), 1898 nucleotides. RefSeq names its product cytosolic sulfotransferase 3-like. The transcript has 12 exons. Gene Ontology annotation, cellular component: cytoplasm. The coding region runs from base 551 to 1486 and encodes 311 amino acids. The record is from RefSeq and is a predicted model, not a curated record. Gene Ontology annotation, molecular function: sulfotransferase activity. NCBI's taxonomy places the organism in Eukaryota, Metazoa, Chordata, Actinopteri, Anguilliformes, Congridae. Gene Ontology annotation, biological process: sulfation.